AUGAGUGUUUCACCAUCAAUUAAGACAUAUCCUGAUAUUGGUGAAUUUGCUUUUGGUAACAAAGGAAGAAUCUUGAUUUCAAUUUUUUUAUAUCUUGAACUAUACUUAGUUGCAAUUGAAUUCCUCAUAUUAGAAGGUGACAACUUGCAAAAAUUAUUCCCAAAUGCAAAAAUUCAUGUUGGUUGGGUUAAAAUUGUUGGAAGGGAAGUUUUUGUUUUAUUAGUUGCUGUCGUAAUAUUGCCAACAACAUGGUUGAAAAGUUUAAGUUUAUUGGCUUAUGUUUCUAUUGGUGGAGUUUUGGCUUCAGUUGUUUUGGUUUUUUCAAUAUUUUGGGUUGGUGCAAUUGAUGGUAUUGGAUUUAAAGAAAAAGGUGUGAUUUGGAGAUGGGAUGGAUUGAUAAGUGCAAUAAGUAUGUAUACAUUUUGUUAUUGUGGUCAUGCUGUUUUCCCAACAAUAUGCAAUUCCAUGAAGGAUAGGAGCCAAUUUCCCAAGGUAAUAUCUAAUUUUGAUAAACAUGUAUUAUUAUUUCGAUUUUAA
This is a messenger RNA of Solanum pennellii, 537 nucleotides long. RefSeq names its product amino acid transporter AVT1I-like. The coding region runs from base 1 to 537 and encodes 178 amino acids. The record is from RefSeq and is a predicted model, not a curated record. Gene Ontology annotation, cellular component: plasma membrane. NCBI's taxonomy places the organism in Eukaryota, Viridiplantae, Streptophyta, Magnoliopsida, Solanales, Solanaceae. The transcript has a single exon.